This is a messenger RNA of Oenanthe melanoleuca, 3594 nucleotides long. RefSeq names its product tripartite motif containing 29 (gene TRIM29). The record is from RefSeq and is a predicted model, not a curated record. Lineage: Eukaryota; Metazoa; Chordata; Aves; Passeriformes; Muscicapidae. The transcript is spliced from 8 exons. Gene Ontology annotation, molecular function: zinc ion binding. The coding region runs from base 121 to 1809 and encodes 562 amino acids.
GGGGCGCUCCGCUCCUCCUCAGGAGCCCGGGGUGCGUCACUGGGGCAGGAAGGUUCCCUGGGUCCCGCAUUGCAGAGCCGUCCCAGAGCCAGAGCAGCGAGCAGAGGGAGCGCUGAGGCCAUGGAGACGGGCAGCACCGCCAGGACAAACGGCACCGCCAGCAAAGCCGAGGACGUGAAGAGCCCGACUGCCCCCAAGAAAGAAGAGGAGGCCAAGAAGGCCACGAGCCCUGGCGGAGGCGAGAAAGAAGCUAUAAAAGGCACGGGCGGCGCUGCGUUGGAGACAGGGCAAAUCAAGAGCUCCCUCUUCUCUGGGAGUGACUGGAAGAGGCCCAUCAUUCAGUUUGUGGAGUCAUCCGACGAGAAGAGGUCAACCUACUUCAGCAUGGACUCGGCCGACUCCAAGAAGAUGCAGUUCGGAGACAUGAGGAGGCCGGCCCUCAACUUCCCGGAGAAAGGCGACCUCAGGAAGUCCCUGUUCUCCUUGGAUUCCAAAAAGAGCUUCCUGCCCGCUGACGGGGAAGCGAGGAAAUCCUUGUUCUCUGCGGGGGAGCUGAAGAAACCCUCCCUUCCCCUGGUGGAGACGGGGGACCUGAGGCGACCCUUCAACAAGGCCGAGCGGGCCGCGGGCUCCCGGCCCCGCGUGAAGCUGGAGGACGUUCUCUGCGACUCCUGCAUCGACAACAAGCAGAAGGCUGUCAAGUCCUGCCUGGUGUGCCAGGCUUCCUUCUGCGAGCUGCACCUCAAGCCCCACCUGGAGGGAGCCGCCUUCCGGGACCACCAGCUCCUGGACCCCAUCAGGGACUUCGAGGCCAGGAAAUGCCCCGUGCACGGCAAGACCAUGGAGCUGUUCUGCCAGACCGACCAGAUGUGCAUCUGCUACCUGUGCAUGUUCCAGGAGCACAAGAACCACAGCACGGUGACAGUGGAGAUCGAGAAGGCGGGGAAAGAGGCUGAGCUGUCACUGCAGAAGGAGCAGCUGCAGCUGAAGAUCAUCGAGGUGGAAGAUGAGGUGGACAAGUGGCAGAAGGAGAGGGACCGCAUCAAGAAUUACACCACCAACGAGAAAGCCACGGUGGACCAGCACUUCAAGGAGCUGAUCCGUGACCUGGAGAGGCAGAGGGACGAGGUGAAGGCUGCCCUGGAUCAGAGAGAGAAAAUCGCCUCGGAGAACGUGAAGGAAAUCGUGGAUGAGCUGGAGGAGAGGGCGAAGCUGCUGCGGGAGGACAAGGAGAACAGGGAGCAGAUCCACCAGAUCAGCGACUCCGUGCUCUUCCUGCAGGAAUUCGGGGCUCUGAUGAGGAAUUACGUGCCCCCUCCAUCCCUCCCAACCUACAGCGUGCUGCUGGAAGGGGAGAGCAUGAGCCCAUCCAUGGGGCUGCUCAGGGACGACCUCCUCAACGUCUGCAUGAGGCACGUGGAGAAAAUCUGCAAGGCAGACCUGGGCCGCAACUUCAUCGAGAGGAACCACAUGGAGAACGGGGAUCACCGCUUCAUGAUCAACAACUACGAGUGGAACCAGCCUGACAACCUGAAGAGAUUUUCCAUGUUCCUGUCUCCCAAAGUAGGCAAUGGCACUAAGCUGCCUUUUCAGUUCUCCUCGGUGGGACAGAAUCCGCCCGGUGACUUCAGCAAACAGUCUGACGGGAGCCUCUUCACUAAGACCGCCUACCCUUCCAUAGUGAGGCACCAGUCUGCAAAGGUGACGCCACAGACGUGGAAAUCCUCCUCCAAGCAGUCUGUAUUGUCACAUUAUCGCCCCUUCUACGUCAACAAAGGCAACGGAGCCACCUCCAACGAGGCCCCCUGAGCUGCUGAGGAACUGGGAGAGCUGGCAGCAGAGGCUCAGCUGCAGAUUUCCAUGGAUGUUCCUGCUCCUCUGCCACCCCUCCUGCUCCCAUCCCUGCCAGGGCCAGGGCAGUGCACCAGGGAACAGCCUUGCCCUGAGCAAAGCAGGACUUUCCCCCCAAAUCACCCCCAAAUCUCUCACCUGGAGAGCUCUGCAGGCCUUCACACCCUCUGCUGUCCCCUGCCUGUCCCCUCCCUGUCCCCAGCUGCUCUGCCCCUCCUGGGAAUCGUGGAUGCUUGGGUGGCACCCCCUGCUAGGCAGCUGUCCCCUUGUCCCCAGAGCUGGUAAACCCUGCUGGGUGUUCCCAAAGCUCUUCCCAGCACAGAGAAACUCCAGUUUUUCCCUGGGGACACUCAGCUCCCUCUGGGCUCAGAUCCCCUGCUGGCAUCACCUGUCCCCAGAGUCCUCCAGCAGCUCAGCUCUGCCAAAAAACCCCAGCAGGAUUUUCCCAGAGCUGCUGGAGGAGAGCAGGGAGAAUUUCCAGCCCAUUAAAGUGCCCCUCCAGCCACCUUUUCAAAUUAAGAAAUAAAAAGCAAAUCCAUCCUAGUAAUACAAGAUUGAUUAGAUGCCAUAGGUGCUGGGUGCUUUUCUGGUUUGUGGUGGUUUUUCUUAAUUCCCCUAAACCAAAAUUGAUUUAUAUACUGUAGUUCAGGUAUUUUUUAUUUUUUUUUUCCCUGCAGUGGGCAAUGAGAAUUACUGCCACAGCUUUUUGCUCAAGAUAAUAUUUUUGUAUUUGUCCCCUGGACAGAUGAAUCAUGUCCAGGGCUGGAGAACCAUUCCAUGAUCUCCCUGAGGUGAUUUUCCCUCUGCAUGGACGAGCUGAGGGGUUCAGUCCAUGCCAUGCAGGGGGAGAAAUGGGAAUAAGAGAUGAAAUUAUGAAAACCAAGCUCCUUUUCAUGGAUUGCUCUAUUCAAGCAAUUUUGGAAUGGCUUCCCCUCACUUUUUCCUGCUUGCAGCACCUUGCUGAGAGAGGUCCCACCUGAAAAUUCCUUCCUGGCUCAUCCCUUCAUAAAGAUACUCAUGGCUUUUUAACCCAACACCUCACCCACAACUCCUGGGGCUGAAUGCUUGCUCCAGAGCACUUGAAAUGUCACUUUAUGAUGAUUUUUUUAUUUGUUUUUUCCCCAUAAAGACCAGAGGGGGAAGGGGCUGGUGUGGUAGGGCAGGAUGUGACCAAAGGGAUGUAAAAAAAGGGGAUGGAAUUGCUGGGAAAAGUACUGAGGGGUUUGAGGAUGUGUGUGAAAGGAUAAAACCAGCCCCCUCCAGGUCUUAUUGCUUUGCCCUUGAGCAGGUUCAGCAAAACCUUCCAGCACCUCCUUUUUAUGCUCCAAAAUGUGGGCAUGACCCUUCCUCCUCCUCCUCCUCCUCCUGCUCCUCAGUUUGGAUGCUCAAACCCCUCCCUGCCCACACCAGGCUGUGUGGUGCCAGCUGCACCUGCCUGAGGCCACCACUGUCCCUUUGCUGUCCCUGCCCUCUCUGUGCCCCCACAGCCCUUCCACACCCAAAUUCCCUCCAGGAAUGGAGCCCUGGAGGCUGCCAGGACCUCACUGGGGUCCCUUUUCCCCCCAGGGUUGGGGCACACCCCAGCCCUGUGGUCCCUCUGCUUCCCAGGGGGCUCCAGGGAGGCUCUGAGGUGGGCAGGAGCUGUUUGGAUCCUUCCUCCUCCUCAGGCAGGGCACGGCUGGUGAUGUAAAGGGGCCCCUCCUGUGUGCACCACACUGCAGAAAUAAAGGAGAAAGCUCCAUG